Haliotis rufescens (red abalone) is the source of this 2387-nucleotide messenger RNA. RefSeq lists its product as uncharacterized. Gene Ontology annotation, molecular function: zinc ion binding. Lineage: Eukaryota; Metazoa; Mollusca; Gastropoda; Lepetellida; Haliotidae. The coding region runs from base 240 to 1862 and encodes 540 amino acids. The transcript has 2 exons. The record is from RefSeq and is a predicted model, not a curated record.
CGUCACAGGUACACACAGGCCCCCACUCAGCCUUCUUUGUCAAGUCCCGACGAUUAGCCACAACGUCACACAGCUCUGGAAUACCCACCACAAAACACUAAACAUAGAUCGAUACGUGAGCUAGGUGUGGCAUAUCGAACUGGGACAGAUGAGACAGAGCAGCGUUUGACACAGACACAGAUAUCGUACGGCGUCCACGCGUCAGAAGGUAGGUACAUUGCCAAUUACAAAGGUUGAGAAUGGCUGUUCAAGAGCAACUUCCAAUUAAAGAACUGUGUCGACUUUGCAAGAAGAGCUGUACGGAACCAAAGUUCCUGCCCUGCAAACAUGCCUUUUGCAAGGCCUGUCUCCGUUUCAAGAUUAUAACUGUACCUGCAAAUCUUCAAUGGGAAGGGUUCAGCUGCCCCUUCUGCAAGAAGUACACCAAGGCCAUUGAUCCUGACCAGCCUCUGACAGCAUGGGCUGACCAGUUCCCAGACAGAUGGCAGCCAAAGAAAAAAUUCACUCCGAGAGAGUUUCCAACAAAACCACAAAUUGCAACAAAACCACAGACACCAUUCAUGGACAAACCAAGUGAGGCCACCAGAUCACCUGAACCAUCUUUGGUUUCUGGUGCAUCUGGUUCCACAAGUAGAAUUGGAUCAGAGCAGAAUGAGUCACCAAUUACCAUCUCUCGUGAUUCAUCCGUUGACGAAGGGAGUUCGACGAGCAUAUAUGGAUCAGUGACCUCAGAACCAAUGUCACCAACACCUACCUCGGAGACAUCACCUCCUGCAUCACCUCUAAAUCCUGAACUGGCAACACCAUCACCUUCCAGUACCUUGGGGACAUCACUCCCAGACUCACAAACAGUUCCUGAACCCGCCAUACCAUCACCUAUCAGCAACUCACCAUUGUCUGAUAUGACCGAUGGACCAGAAGCAACACAGCCUUUUGAAGCAAUGACUUCUGUACAUUCUAAAGGACAGUCUGACAUUCAAGGUACUCUUGAUAUGUUUACCAAAGGGACUGAUAGUGAAGAAGAAAUGUGUAUGAUCCACCCAUGGAAACCAAUCCUUCUUUCCUGCAAGAAAUGUGUCAGUGUAGCUUGUGGUCAGUGUUUGACUGAGAGUCACAAGACAUGUCGAGCUGAAGACUUUGACCCAUUAUCUGAAGUAUGCACACUUCCAGACGUGUCCAAGCUAGUGGAUGAGACCCAUCGGGUGAGUUCAUUUAGUGAUAUAUGGACUUCAAGUGCAGGGAAUCUUGAACAGACCCGGGUAGAACUGAGAAAGAGGAUAAGUCAGAUUGCAGGGAAGAUGAUCCAGGACAUUGAGAAGGAAAAAGUGCAAAUGGUCCAGAGGGUCCAACAACUGUACCGCGAUGAGAUCUGGAGGCUGAAGUCAGGCAUCAACCCAUCUGAGAGUCUGCUGAAGGAGGUCAAGCAGGUAAAGCACGACACCGAGAGUCUUUCCAGUCAUCACCCAACUCAGAUCGUGUUGAGGGCUGACAGCAUCCUGGAAAAACAACAAGCGCUGCUGGAACACCUGGGAACUGUGGACUUUGCCUGUGUUCCUCCAGAGAUCAACUUUGUGGAGAACAAUAUGUUUCAUGUCAGCCUGGGGGACCUUAUCGUUGAUCCAGGUUUCUACCCUAAACAUGAUGUUGGUGCUGUCCAACUGGAAGUGGAACUGUCAUCAUUGGCGAUAGCAGGUGAUGGGGACAGCACUGAUUCAGCUUCCAGAGAUGGUUCAGAUCCUGGUGUAGCUUCAGGUCUGGGUCAAACCUCACGUCCAAAAAAGAAGAAACACUCUCUCGCUAACUUGUUUUCACCAGCAAGAAAACCAGAAAAGAACAGUAAAUUUUAUGUUGAUGCUCAAUGACUGUUCCAAUAUGAUUGAAUUCCGUCAUCUCCAAGGCUCCACACAGUGACACCUAGUUAAUGACCAUCAUUGUAUAUAAAAGGUCAACGCCAGAGAAAAACAGAAACAUUUAACCACCGAUUCUUAUGGGUGUAAAAGACAAAAUAGUGUUGAAAAUAAUUAAUAUAUGAAUGUAUCACAGAAAAUCAGUGAUGACACCAGGUGUUCGCGAAAAGGGUGAGCAUGGCCCGCUCUACUGGCAGAACCCGCCACUCACACAAUUUGCAUUGGGUGUUCGUUGCCUAACCGCACAGCAGUAGUACUGCCUUACGAUGACAGCCAGACAAUCUAGCAGUGGACCAGACAAUCCAGAUAGUGUGUUUGAUGCAUACUGGGCACCGAUAGCGCCCUAUUGCUGAUGCAGAUUUAUGAAGAUACAUUGUCAUAAACUAUAAGUAUGUAGCUGAUGGAGAUACAGGGAACGAGGAGUCUCUGGUAUCGUUCACAUCAGGGAGACUCCUCCUAUGUGGCCUGCAAGGAAUAUGU